Molecule: messenger RNA, 456 nt
Organism: Condylostylus longicornis
Lineage: Eukaryota; Metazoa; Arthropoda; Insecta; Diptera; Dolichopodidae
Exons: 1
Coding region: 1-456 (151 amino acids)
Molecular function (GO): nucleic acid binding
Source: RefSeq, a predicted model, not a curated record
AUGAAAAAGCUUUGCGCAAGAUGGGUGCCGCGUUUACUCACAAUCGACCACAAACAACAUCGUGAGGAUGUUUCAAUGAACUGUUUGGCCAUGUUUACUAAAAAUAAGACCGAAUUUUUGCGUCGAUUUAUAACAAUUGAUGAAACAUGGGUUCAUCAUUACACUCCUGAAACAAAAGAGCAGUCGAAACAAUGGACCAGUAGGGGAGAAGCGGCUCCGAAGAAGGCAAAAACAACUUUAUCGGCUGGAAAAGUUAUGGCAUCCGUUUCUUGGGAUGCGCGUGACAUAAGUUUUGUUGAUUAUCUUCAGAAGGGAAAAACAAUCAACGGCGAGUAUUAUGCAAAUUUAUUGCAGCGUUUGAGUGAAGAAAUCAAAGUAAAACGUCCACAUUUGUCGAAGAAAAAAGUGUUGUUUCAUCAAGACAAUGCACCAAUUCAAACAUUUCACCAGAUUUAG